Messenger RNA from Drosophila subobscura, 3821 nucleotides. RefSeq lists its product as uncharacterized. The coding region runs from base 283 to 3732 and encodes 1149 amino acids. The record is from RefSeq and is a predicted model, not a curated record. The transcript has 5 exons. NCBI's taxonomy places the organism in Eukaryota, Metazoa, Arthropoda, Insecta, Diptera, Drosophilidae.
CAUGUUGAAAUUUCAGACAUUCUCGUGUGAAAAAAUAAUGUGCACUGUUGGGGUUGCGAUUCGAUGCAAAAAUUGACAAUUUUCAAAGACUGUACAAAGAUAUUUUGUCCGGUCACAGUUAAAAGAUACGCGGCAGUGUUGCUCUAGUGUUUAUGCAAAGAAUCACAGCGUCGCUUUGUUGUUAUCGCUUGGUGGUGCUGCCGCCGCUGCCUGUCUGCCAUUGAGGACGGACGCCUUUGUAGAGAAAUACAUAAUUUUGGCAAUCAAAUACUUGCACGUGGAAUGGAUUACACACCACAACGCCGCAACAUGAGCCAUACUCCAAACAGUGAAGUGAUGCUGGUCCCGGACGCGACUCCCUCGCCAUCGCCGCUGGCCAAACUCGAUGUUGACUUUUCAGGCUCGAAUUAUGAGAUGCACUCGAGCCUUUCUGAUGAGGAGCGUCGUUACUAUCUAAAGGAGUUCCCGAGCGUGGAUACGAUCAACCAGCGAAAGGUGCACUGCACAGUAUGCAAACUGCACAUGGGCACUGCCCCCGGUUCGGAGGCAAGCAUCAAGAUGCACCCCAUUCUGCGCGUAACGCACUGCGUCAAGUGCCACGAAUUUUACAACAGUGGAGAGUUCUCAAAGGGCGAGGACGGUUCGGAGCUGUAUUGUCGGUGGUGCGGUCAGGGCGGUGAGGUCUAUUGUUGUUCGACAUGUCCGUAUGUUUUCUGCAAGUCGUGCAUCGUGAAGAAUCUUUCGCGCGGCGUCAUUGUAGACAUUGAACAGAAUGAGAACUGGAACUGCUUUAGCUGCACCCCCAAGAUCCUAUGGCCCCUGCGGGCCCAGCACUGGGCCCUAGUCAACUACAUCCAAACGCAGAAGCGAGGCCUGCAGAGCCUGCAAUUGCCCGAAAAGGAGGCGCGUCGCCAGAUGAUGCAGGACAACAGUGUGUGCUGCCGUCUGGCCAAGGCUAAGUCCAACAGCCUCUCCGAUUCCGCUGAGAGCCUUGAAUCAACCACUUCGAAGCGCAGCCACAACAGUUCUGUGAGCUCUGCGAAGAAGGGCUCUUCGGCAAAGCUGCAAGGUCCGCCCACCAAGCGUCCCAAGGCGUCAAACGACGAAGUCGUCUGUACGCCCGAUUUGCUGAGCAUGCUGGAGCCCGACUGUCAGAUUUCCAUGCCCCAAAAGCCGGCAGCGCGUCUCCCGGUCUCACCGGCUAACAUAACAAAAACGCCAAGGAUUGUCACCGUGCAACAAAACUAUACCGGACCCAGUCCCAGUCCCAGCAGCAAUGGUAAAAGUCCACCCCGACUCAGCUUGCCUCCCCCUUUGGUACUGAGUGGCUCGGGAGUUCGGUAUCGCCAAAGUUCACCGGCCAGUGUUGUGCGUCGCACCGUGGUGCCCAAUAGCGUUAGGAACACUGGGCCCGUCUUCCACACUAUCAACGGGUUCCGCGUGGAUCUGAACAGCGCCGCGCAGCAGGACUCGUACCGCCUUCCCAAUGGACGGCUCAUCCAGGUCAAGCGCCAGAUGCCACUUAGCAGUCAGCCUGCAACCGCUUUGACACCGCCCACUCCGAUGUCUGUGGGUCCACUGGGUCAGGUCAUAAUUCGACCCCGUUCUCUCGCAGCCGCUCCGCCAACCAUUCGCCAAGUGCACAGCAGCAGCGCCAACAGCAGCCCAGGCGGCACUCUACCAUCCGUGGUCUCCAACAUGGGCAACAAUAUGGGGAUCUACAAUCCGCAGAUUAAUCAACAGCAGCGAGCUCCUCAAGGUGUGCGCGUUGGAAAUGUUAGCCAGACAAGUGCCAGUGGCAGUGCAAAUGCCAGUGCCAGUGGCGGACCUUUACCGACGGUGGGGAACGGUAAUGGAGGAGAAGGGACUCUGAUAUACGCGGUGCAACCGAACAAGGCACCUGCAUUGAUGCGCCACGUGUUCCCUAAUAGCUCCAUUGGACAGGCGCGUGCCCAGCUGCAGGAGCAGAUAUUCAAUGCCAUGGACAUUUGCACUCAUCUCACCGGAAAAGUCAUCUCUCUGACCCAUUCGAAUGCAUACAAUCAGGCGCGCAGCUUUAUGGAUCUUAAGGAGCUGUACAUUCAUAUGUCCUACCUAAUGACCUAUGCUAUCGGACGCUUCAAGCAUCUGCAGGAUAAGUGUCUGGUCGAUAUGCGCGACAUGGGCUUCAAGAACGAUGCCAACAGUCUGGAGAACGGCCAGUUGGCUGCUGCCGUCGACUAUGUCUGCUUUGGCCAAAUUGACGACGUGGAUCUCUUCAACACAGGCUGCAACAGCUUCCACAAUCAAGUGUACGAAUACCGCAAGAGUCUGCACGCGAAUCUCAAGGAGGGAGAAGACUGCGAGCCCCUGCCAGCUCUGAUGCCCCUGGGAGUGCGAGCCGAGGGCGAUCCCAUUGACGAGGAAGACCCAGAAAAUGAGAACGAGAAUGCCAGUGCAUUCGAGGCGGUGCCCAGCAAGAACAAUGACAACGAUGUCGAUAGCUGCGAUUAUGACGAGCCCGAUGAUUUGGAUGACGAUUUGGACGAUGAUAAUGAUGACCUGGACAGCGAGGACCUCGGCGAACUGGGCACCGAGGAGAGCAUGAAUCGCAACGAACAGGCCCACGCCUACGACCGUAAGCUGACGCGACUGCUGCGCGAGUAUCCCUCGAUCUGGUGCACCCAUCACCCGGACUACGGCAAAAUGGAGGUCACGCGUAAGCAGUGGCGUGUCAUAGCCAGCCACUUUCCGCGCGGCGACGAUAUCAAGCUUCGCUGGAAGAACGUGCGCAAGCGCUAUGUGCGCAUCGAGCGCCGCAACCGUCUGGGGAAGCGCUUCAAGGGAUAUUUUGACAAGGCAACCAACUAUCUGGCCAACAGAGAUCUGCCGCGCAGCCAGUGGCUGGAGGUGGACUGUGGCGAGGACGAUGGGGAUGGCUUCGAGCGAAAGCAACUGGACGUCAUUGAAAACACCAUGGACAAGGAUCACGGAACAAGGCAAACGAGGCAAACGAAGGAGACGCAGGAGAUGCGGAAGCCGGUGAAGGCGAGACAAGUGCCCGUCCGCGACAUUGACAUGCGCAUCAUCAACUUUGCCAAGAGCCAUCCCGUUCUGUGGCGCAAGUCGGUCGAUCCCGAGUUCAAUAGCAUUGACGAGCAGACACGGAAGUCGCUGUGGCUAAAUUUUUGUAAAUCGGCAACCAACUAUCCGUGCGAUUACCUGGUGGGCCGCUGGCAACAAAUGUUCGAAAUGUUCAAGACCUUCCGCCUGAGGACCAUCAAGGACGAAAGAGUCCAUGUCAACCUGCAGCUAAAGUAUUCGAAAUAUUUGGCCAGCUUGUUCUUUCUCCAUAAAAUCGAUGAGCAGGACUUGCGCGAUGAGUUUGAGCCGCAGCAGGAUUGUGUACAGAACGAGAACAAGUCCGGCAGCAAGUUGAAGCAAAUGGCCGAUGACAAUCAGUUUGCCCAGCAGCUGGUGCUGGCCAUGCGCGCCUACCCCACUCUGUGGAAUCCGCGUCAUGCUGACUACAAUGAUGUGGUUGCCCGCGAGCGCCUUUGGCCCGAGGUUGCCCGGCGUCUUCCACGCUUCAAGCGAGACGCCCAGACAUGCAAGCAGCGCUGGCAGAUGGCCAAAUUCGCUUAUGAGUGCUAUUGCCGCGAGCUGAAUCGACAGCCACAGCCCAAUGAAACGACUCUGAAAAAGCUGCGCUUGAACUUUCCCUUGGAGGAGAUGCGCUUCCUCAAUAUUUAAUUACCAUUUCAUUCCAGUCAAUGCCAAUCUAAACAUAGUUUAUGUAUAACCAUACGAAUAAGAUCGAAUAAAGAAAUUUCCAACCUCUG